Pimephales promelas (fathead minnow) is the source of this 3512-nucleotide messenger RNA. RefSeq names its product solute carrier family 8 member 2a (gene slc8a2a). Gene Ontology annotation, biological process: calcium ion import across plasma membrane; sodium ion transmembrane transport; cell communication. NCBI's taxonomy places the organism in Eukaryota, Metazoa, Chordata, Actinopteri, Cypriniformes, Leuciscidae. Gene Ontology annotation, cellular component: postsynapse; sarcolemma; axon. Gene Ontology annotation, molecular function: calcium:sodium antiporter activity. The record is from RefSeq and is a predicted model, not a curated record.
ACCACGCAAACUAAUGGCGCGAUUCUCCUGAGCACUCGAAAAGCAUCCUCCACUGCCUCCGGUCAUGUCAGCCCUAACCAUUCCAGGUCUACCAUAGAUAUUAAGUGUGGGAUGAUAAUGAAACUCUGCAGGUUCUGAGCUGAAGCUCUGCAGCUGCUGCUGAAGUCUUGCCAUUGCUUUGGCUCUCACACAGAGCUCUACCUGAAUCUACCUCCUGAGGUUACCCGAGUCGACCCACCUCAAAAUACUACCCCAUGAGGCACUAAAAAUCUUUCUGUUCGCCAUAUGUGGUCAUGGCUCCUCCUCUACUCCUCCACCUUCUCCUCCUUCUCCUCCUCCUCUCUCCACAGGUGGUGUGUUUGGGUGGCAGUGCUCAUAGGAACAGCAACAGUAGUGCAGAUGGCCCCAAAGCAUCCUGUUCUGAAAAAGUCAAAUGUCAUCCAGGGAUUCUACUUCCUGUGUGGCUGCCACAAAACCCUUCACUUGCGAUGCAGGCAAUGCGAGCAGUGAUCUACUUUUCAUGUCUUCUCUACAUGUUCCUGGGUGUGUCUAUCAUUGCUGACCGUUUCAUGUCUGCCAUCGAGACCAUCACUUCACAGGAGAGGGAGGUGACUGUGACGGGUGCUAAUGGAGAGAAAACAGUAAUGACAGUAAGAAUCUGGAAUGAAACUGUCUCCAACCUCACACUCAUGGCUUUGGGUUCAUCAGCCCCUGAGAUCCUGCUGUCUGUAAUAGAGGUGUGUGGACAUGGUUUUGAGUCAGGAGAACUGGGUCCUGGCACUAUAGUGGGCAGUGCCGCAUUUAACAUGUUUGUGAUAAUCGGAGUGUGUGUAUGGGUUAUUCCUGAUGGAGAGGUGAGGAAGAUUAAACACCUCAGAGUCUUCUUCAUUACUGCAACCUGGAGCAUUUUUGCCUACAUCUGGCUCUACCUCAUCCUGGCAGUCAUAAGCCCUGGCGUUGUACAGGUCUGGGAGGCUCUGGUCACUCUGUUCUUCUUCCCUGUGUGUGUCUUAAUGGCGUGGAUCGCUGACCGGCGCCUGCUCUUUUACAAGUAUUUGCACAAACGAUACCGUGCUGAUAAACGUCAUGGUAUCAUUGUGGAGAUGGAGGGUGAGCUAGCACCCAGAGGCAUUGAUGCCAUCAUGGCAGACAAAUAUCAAAACAGCACUACCAUCAAUAUGGAGAAAAAUCAAGAACCUGAAAAGGAGAGAGAGGAGGUGAUCCGAAUGCUGAAGGAACUGAGAGAGAAGCAUCCGGACAAAGACCUGGAUCAGCUGAUUGAGAUGGCCAACUAUGCCACCAUGCAGAAACAGCAUAAGAGCCGGGCCUUUUACCGAGUACAGGCAACACGCAUGAUGAUUGGUGCUGGGAAUGUACUGAAGAAACAUGCCGCAGCCGAACAGGCGAAGAGAGCUGCUGGAGAUUCGACUGAGUGUGACCUGGCCACCUGUUCUCAGAUAGCUUUUGAGCAGGCACAGUAUCAGUGCAGUGAGAACUGUGGGAACAUGAGUCUAUGGGUCUGUUUACAGGGAGGAACCGGCACCAGAACCUUCCACGUCGAUUACAGGACAGAGAAUGGGUCAGCCAGUUCUGGGACAGAUUAUGAGUAUUGUGAGGGAACGAUCGUAUUUCAGCCCGGAGAGACACGCAAGGAAAUAAAGGUGGGCAUUAUUGAUGAUGAUGUGUUUGAAGAAGACGAACACUUCUUUGUGCGUCUCUCAAACCUGCGAGAGGGAGAGGGUGGGACCAACACCGAUGGUGCCCGGCUGGUCGAACCCCUCGUAACCACAGUAACCAUUCUGGACGAUGACCAUGCGGGAGUCUUCGCAUUUGGUCAGCGGGAGCUCUGCGUGGGUGAAUGUUCAGGUGUGGUGGAGGUGCCUGUGAACCGGACAUCAGGUAUGCGUGGGACCGUAACAAUUCCGUAUCACACAGAGGACGGUUCUGCUCGACAGGGUGUUGACUAUGAGCACACACAAGGAGAGCUGGAGUUUACCAAUGAGCAGACUAGUAAGACACUACAGGUGCGCAUCAUUAACAUGCAGGAAUAUGAGAAGCGAGAAAAUUUCUACAUUGUACUUGAAGAACCCAAAUGGCUCAAGAGAGGCAUCUCAGAUUUGCUGUUGAAUCAGGCCACUCCUGGUCCAGAACUGGAAGAUGCCAGGCGUAUAGCAGAGAAGGGGAAGCCUAUUCUGGGAGAACACAGCAGGCUAGAGGUCAUUAUAGAGGAGAGCAUAGCUUUCAAGGUCCGACAGGGAAUGGUUCCUAAUGGAGUUUUAGAUGCGGUAGUAGACCACUUGCCUCAGUGUGAAAAUACAGUAGACCGCCUUUUGAAGGAUACCAAUCUUGCCGAAGUAAUUGGCACACACUCCUGGAGGGAACAGUUCAUUGAGGCUGUAACAGUCAGUGCAGGAGAAGGUGAUGAGGAAGGAGGGGAGCCUCAGCAGCCUUCGCGCUGUGAUUAUUUCAUGCACGCGAUUACAGUGUUCUGGAAGAUUCUGUUUGCGUUUGUUCCACCCACAGAGUAUGGGAACGGCUGGACCUGCUUCAUUGUGUGCAUUGUGGUCAUUGGGAUGCUAACUGCUGUCAUUGGAGAUUUGGCAUCUCAUUUCGGGUGUACAGUGGGCCUUCGUGACACUGUCACUGCUGUAGUAUUUGUCGCCUUAGGAACCUCAAUACCAGAUACAUUUGCAAGCAAGGUCGCAGCUCAACAGGAUCAGUACGCAGAUGCUUCAGUUGGAAAUGUAACCGGUAGCAACGCCGUUAAUGUUUUUCUUGGGAUUGGCGUGGCUUGGUCCAUUUCAGCCAUUUACUGGGAGGUCAAAGGUCAGGUGUUUUAUGUAGACCCUGGUUCGCUUGCGUUCUCUGUUACACUCUUCACCAUCUUCGCCUUCAUCAACAUUGCUGUCCUGAUGUUAAGGCGGCGGAAAUCGGUGGGCGGAGAGCUAGGUGGGCCCAAAGUGCUAAAAGUUCUGACUUCAGCGUUGUUCAUCGGUUUGUGGCUUCUCUACAUCACAUUCUCCAGCCUAGAGGCCUACUGUCACAUCACGGGCUUCUGAGGACAGAGAAGACAUAGAAAACUCAAUAAACAAGCAUUCAAGUUAAAUGAGUUUUGUGAAAACUGUGAGAGAAAUGUACGAAGUACUGUCUAUUCCAUGGUAAUAAGUACAUGAAGUAGGUAUAGGUUUGCAAUUUCUGUAUUAACAAACAUACCUAAAAUAAGAGAGUGAGUUAGAGAGAACAAGAUAUGACUGCACAGCUAUCAGGGGCAUCUCUGACUGUUGUUCAGCUUUGGUUUCAAAGCACAUUAGAGGUAUUAUGAACUUUUGACACCACCAGACCCUCAAAGAAAUGGAGGAGAUUAACACUGCAAGAUGUAGCACCUUUAUGACAGAACUGUGAUGUGAUUUAUAUGCUGACUUAUGACAGUAAUUGAUGCACCUGUGAAGAGAUGCUAGUUCUCUCUCUGAGAGAAGCCACAUAUGACUCUUCAUAGAAAUUAUCACAAAAAA